Penicillium mononematosum is the source of this 1148-nucleotide messenger RNA. RefSeq names its product NAD-dependent epimerase/dehydratase family protein. Bases 24 to 1148 code for a protein of 374 amino acids. NCBI's taxonomy places the organism in Eukaryota, Fungi, Ascomycota, Eurotiomycetes, Eurotiales, Aspergillaceae. The transcript is spliced from 3 exons. The record is from RefSeq and is a predicted model, not a curated record.
CUUUUCUUUCUUUCACAUUCAAAAUGGCUGACGCCAAAAAACCCGCCGUCCUGAUUGUCGGUGGCCUCGGCUUCAUCGGUCGACACCUCGCGCUAUACAUCCAUGAGAACAACCUAGCCUCGGAAGUCCGUUUGGUAGACAAAGUCCUGCCACAAUUGGCCUGGUUGGCUCCAGAGUUCGAAGAGGCAUGCUCCAAGGACAAGUUCGUCCAGGCAGACGCCAGCCGUGAACAACAUUUCCCGCGCAUCUUCGACCGAGCCAAUGGCGAACAAUUCGACUAUGUGAUCAACUGCGGCGGCGAAUCACGUCACUCCCAACCAGACGAUGUCUACGAAGUGCGCAGCUACGCCCUCUCCGUCGCGCUCGGCAAGGAAAUUGCCCGACGCGGCAUCCCCGCCUUUAUCGAGACCUCGACCGCGCACGUCUACAAGGGCGGCUCAACGCCACGCAAGGAGACCGACAAGCUCGCCCCGUGGCACAAGCUAGCCGCGUGGAAACUCAAGGCUGCAGAGGAACUGCUUAAGGUCCCAAACCUGCAGUACUGCGCGCUACGUCUACCCCACGUCUACGGCGCCUAUGACCCGGGUUACUUCGCCACGGGCAUUUGUCUGUCCGCCGUCCACGUCGAUCUCAAGCAGGACUUGGAAUUCCUGCACACAAAGGACUUGAAAAUUAACACCCUGCACGUCAAGGACGCUGCCAGCGCGCUGUUCGAGGCUGCCAAGUGGCGCGCCGCGAAGGGCUUCAUCGACCCCAAGGAAGGUGUUGUUACCUUCAAUGUUGUCGAUCACAACGAUACGAAACAGGAACAUGUCGCCAACGCCUUGACAGAGGUGUUCGGUUUCAAGGUCUCGUUCAUUGGGUCGCUUGCUUCGCAGCUCGCCAAGCUGAACCUCGACGAUGUCCUUGAUGAUAUGAAUGAGGUCGGUCUGCAGACCUGGGCUGAGCUCGUCGAGAGGGCCAAUAUCACCCGGCCUGGACCAAUCAGUCCGUUCCUGGAGCGUGACAUUGUCCGGGACCAGGAUAUGUCCAUUGACGGGUCGAAGUUCGAGAAUGAGACUGGCUGGAAGCCAUCGUACCCGAACUUCGGGGCUGACAGUAUCCGCGAAAUCGUGGACAGCUACAAACGCAUGGGCUGGUGGCCAUGA